This is a messenger RNA of Pogoniulus pusillus (Red-fronted tinkerbird), 2052 nucleotides long. RefSeq names its product Scm polycomb group protein like 4 (gene SCML4). The record is from RefSeq and is a predicted model, not a curated record. Gene Ontology annotation, molecular function: histone binding; chromatin binding. The coding region runs from base 101 to 1366 and encodes 421 amino acids. Gene Ontology annotation, biological process: negative regulation of DNA-templated transcription. Gene Ontology annotation, cellular component: nucleus. NCBI's taxonomy places the organism in Eukaryota, Metazoa, Chordata, Aves, Piciformes, Lybiidae. The transcript is spliced from 8 exons.
CCCUGCCAGUCCCUCCUGAGCUCUCCGAGCGGCCCCAGCCUGCCGCCCACCGCCUGCUGCCCGAGGGUGAAGCCCGGCGUGGUCGACAGCCCCAGGGCAGAUGAGUCACCUGCCGUGCCUGUCCCCCAGCCUGGAGCCUGGGGAGAUGCCAUCCCCCAGAACGGUGGGGAGGAAGCGCGGGCGGCCCCCGCUGCAGCCGGCGCCCAUCAAGGUGGCCGUUCACAACCUCUACUCAGCUCCAGCAGGUGCUCUGCCAGUCGUGAAGAUCCCAAAAAAGAGAGGGAGGAAACCCGGGCACAAGCUGAAGUCUCGUGUCCUGAUGCCUCCCUUGGCAAUCUCUCCACCCAGAAGCACACCAGAGCCAGAUGUUAGCUCAAUCCCUCAGGAUGCGGCUACGGUACCCACCUCGACCACCCCACAGGCUCUCACAGUCUGCAUUUACAUCAACAAGCAAGCCAACCUGGGGCCAUACCUUGACAGAAAGAAGGUGCAGCAGCUCCCAGAGCACUUUGGCCCUGAGAGACCAUCAGCAGCCCUGCAGCAGGCUGUCCAAGCCUGCAUCAACUGCGCGCUGCAGCAGAAGGCUGUCUUCUCGCUCAUCAAGCAGGGCUAUGGAGGAGAGAUGGUGUCAGUGUCAGCUUCUUUUGAGGGGAAGCAGCACCUCCUGAGCCUGCUGGCAGUGAACAGCAUCGGCUACGUCCUGCGCUUCCUGAAGAAGCUCUGCCGCAGCCUCCUGUGUGACAACCUCUUCAGCAACCAACCCUUCCAGCAGCACAGCACCGGGCUGCAGAGCCCACAGCUCUAUGAGGACAGGAUGGAGGCAGCAGAAACAGUCAUCCCUGAGGACUACCUGGCUGAGCCAGCACACGUGAAGCGGUUCAGCGUGGAUCCUGCCGACUCUGCCUUUGGGUGCAUGAGCUCCAUGUAUGCAAUGCGCCAGAGCCCCGCAGAUGGACGUCCUGCUGCAGCCUCCUCUUCCUCCUGUGGCCAUCGUCCUACCCAGAUGUCUUCAGUGGGCUCCUCAUCUACAGGCCUGCAGCAUCAGACCUCCAGCCCAAGCAGGAACGGGACCUACACCGAGGGAAACAGAAGUGCCUCAAGUCCUUCACCAGAACGACAAGAGCCAGCUCGGCCAUCAAGCAAGAACCCUUUGACCUGGACGGUGGACGAUGUGGUUUGGUUUGUGAAGGAUGCAGACCCUCACACGUUAGGUCCUCACGUGGAGCUCUUCAGAAAACACGAGAUCGAUGGCAAUGCGUUGCUGCUGCUGAAAAGUGACAUGAUCAUGAAAUACCUGGGGCUGAAGCUGGGACCUGCGCUCAAACUCUGUUACCACAUCGACAAGCUCAAGCAAGCCAAGUUCUAACAGCUCCUUGAACAACCACAGGACCUGCCCUAAAUCUAGGAGGCAAGCUGAAGGUAACAUGUUGCCUUAUGGAAGUGCAUUCAUCUGCAGGUUGUUUUCCCUUCUUUUUCUAACACAGACUUUGUCUUUUUUAACAUUUGGUGCAUCUUCACCUUUUUUUUAAUCCCGUGGGGUCUUUGGGGCUGCUUUUGUGUUAAUGAUUUGCCAAGAAGUAUAUAAUUACAAUAAUUAUUUUGUAUCAUUAAUAUUAUUAUGAUUAUACUGAGUCCUAUUUUUGUAAUCAGAAGUGGGAAAUCAAAACCAAAUGCAGUUGUGGUGUAGGCUGAAGACUGCUGAGGGACUUGCCUGCCCUGGGUCUGUCUUGGUGCUGACCUGUAUCAGCCGGGCUCCAGUGCCAGCAGCAAUGGUCUAGGGCUGGAAAAGCCCUGGGUCUGGUCACUUGUGGUCUGAGGGGAACUGCCCCAUGACUUGCACUAUCUGGGAAACUUGAACUCUUCCGUUUUAAAGGGAAAAAAAAUGGAAAGAAAAGAUGGAGGAAAGAAAAAUGAGAAAGAGAGAAACAGAAAGAGAAUGGGAGAGAGAAGGAAAGAAAGAAAGAGAGGAAGGAAGGAAGGAAGGAAGGAAGGAAGGAAGGAAGGAAGGAAGGAAGGAAGGAAGGAAGGAAGGAAGGAAGGAAGGAAGGAAGG